This is a messenger RNA of Diaporthe amygdali, 3318 nucleotides long. Its product is annotated as nitrite reductase. Gene Ontology annotation, molecular function: 2 iron, 2 sulfur cluster binding; nitrite reductase [NAD(P)H] activity; heme binding. The record is from RefSeq and is a predicted model, not a curated record. NCBI's taxonomy places the organism in Eukaryota, Fungi, Ascomycota, Sordariomycetes, Diaporthales, Diaporthaceae. The coding region runs from base 1 to 3318 and encodes 1105 amino acids. The transcript is spliced from 3 exons.
AUGGCAGCCGGUUCCAGGAAAAAGGUCGUGAUUGUCGGCCUGGGUAUGGUCGGCAUUGCCUUCAUAGAAAAGCUGCUCAAACUCGACGUUCGUACCCGCGAAUACGACAUAGUUGUUAUUGGCGAGGAACCACAUCUCGCCUAUAACCGCGUCGGCUUGACCUCCUUCUUCGAGCAUCGCAAGGUCGACCAGCUAUAUUUGAACCCAUUGUCCUGGUACGAGGGCAACGUUGGCACAGAUAAUGCGUUGGGAUGGCAUCUCAACAAGGCAGUCACGGAUAUCAACAAGGAUCGCAAGACCGUCACAUGUGCAGAUGGCUCCGAAGUUGCCUACGACGUCCUGGUAUUAGCAACUGGCUCAAAUGCACUCCUGCCUCGGCAUACGCCCGGUCACGAUGCGAAGGGCGUGUUUGUUUACCGAAAUAUCGAUGACCUCGAAAGGCUCAUCGCCUUCUCCUCCACAAAACAAGGAACAUACGGCGCUGUCGUGGGGGGUGGACUACUCGGUCUCGAGGCCGCCAAGGCAAUGAUGGACCUCAACACCCUGAAACAGGUCAAGGUCAUUGAGCGCAAUCGCUGGGUCUUGUCCCGCCAACUCGAUGGUGAGGCUGGCUCUAUGGUAGUCGAGCAGGUCCGCAACCUUGGCGUGGACGUCAUGUUGAGCAAGCGCGUGGGCAAGAUCGAGGUCGACGACGACAACUCCGUCACAGGAGUGCAUUUCGAGGACGGCGAGUACAUGCCAUGCAGCACCGUCUGCUUCGCCAUCGGGGUGCGGCCACGGGACGAGUUAGCUCGAAAAGCAGGAAUCAAAUGCGCGGACCGCGGCGGCGGCAUCGUCGUGGACGACAUGCUGAGGACCAGUGAGGAGGACAUUUACGCGAUAGGAGAGUGCGCUUCCUGGCAGGGCCAAACUUUUGGGCUAAUUGCACCGGGCGUGGAGAUGGCCGAUGUGCUGAGUUUCAAUCUAACGCAGGCAAAACAACACACACCGAGGGCGUACAAGAGGCCAGACCUGAGUACGAAACUAAAGCUAUUGGGCGUGGAAGUCGCCAGCUUUGGCGACUUUUUCGCGGACAGAGACGGCCCCAAGUAUUUGCCGGCUAAAGUAGCCGCAAAAAACAGGAAGAAACAGCAGACCAACGGCGAGACGAACGGGAAGACGAAAGAUGUCAAGCUCCUCACAGAUGGCCUUCCGCCACCAGAAGUCAAAGCUCUAACGUACAAGGAUCCCUUCCAGAAUGUGUACAAGAAAUACAUCUUUACCAUGGACGGGAAAUAUCUUCUUGGAGGCAUGAUGAUUGGCGACACCAAAGACUACAUCAAGCUUCUGCCGAUGGUUAAGAACCAGAAAGAGCUCGACAUUGCACCUUCAGAACUCAUUCUGGGGGCAAAGCAGGGCGACGACGAUGGCGCAGAUGACCUAGACGACGACACGCAGAUCUGCUCAUGUCACAACGUCACAAAAGGAGACGUGGUCAACUCGACAAAAGACGGGACGUGCAAGUCGAUCGGGGACGUCAAGUCCUGCACCAAGGCCGGCACCGGCUGCGGGGGCUGCAUGCCGCUGGUGCAGUCCAUUUUCAACAAGACGAUGGUGAGCAUGGGCAACGAGGUCAAGAACAACGUGUGCCCGCACUUCAACUACAGCCGCGCCGACCUGUACAACAUCGUCAUGGUGAAGCGUCUCAAGACAUUCCCGCAGGUCAUGAAGGAUGCUGGCAUCGACGCCGACAGCGUGGGCUGCGAGGUGUGCAAGCCCACGGUGGCGAGCAUCUUCGCCAGCCUGUGGAACAAGCACGUCAUGGACAAGCCUCACCACGGCCUGCAGGAGACCAACGAUCGGUUCUUGGGCAAUAUCCAGCGCAACGGCACGUUCAGUGUUGUGCCUCGCGUCUCGGCCGGAGAGAUUACGCCAGACAAGAUGAUAGUCAUGGGCGAGGUUGCAAAGAAGUACGGUCUGUACACGAAGAUCACGGGUGGCCAGCGUAUAGAUAUGUUUGGUGCGAAGAAGCAAGAUCUACUCGACAUCUGGAAGACUCUUGUUGAUGCCGGCAUGGAGAGUGGACACGCUUACGCCAAGUCCCUGCGAACGGUCAAGAGCUGUGUUGGCACAACGUGGUGCCGAUAUGGUAUUGGCGACAGUGUAGGCAUGGCAGUGCGGCUUGAGGAGCGAUACAAGAGUAUCAGGGCACCGCAUAAGAUCAAGGGUGGAGUCAGUGGUUGCGUGCGUGAAUGUGCGGAGGCGCAAAAUAAGGACUUCGGGCUCAUUGCCACGGAGAAAGGCUUCAAUCUCUUUGUUGGAGGCAAUGGUGGUGCAAAGCCAAGGCAUUCCGAACUCCUCGCUAAGGAUGUCCCUCCAUCAGAAGUCAUCCCCAUAAUAGACCGGUACCUCAUGUUCUACAUCCGUACAGCAGACAGACUACAGCGCACAGCCAGGUGGCUCGAGGCUCUUCCCGGCGGGAUCAAGUAUCUCCGCGAGGUUGUCCUCGAGGAUAAGCUAGGUAUCAACGAGUCUCUCGAAGCACAAAUGGCCGAGCUGGUGGACUCAUUCUUCGACGAGUGGGCCGAGGCCAUCAACAACCCCGCGAUAGCCGCCAAAUUCAAACAGUUCAACAACACAGAAGAGAGUAUCGAGAACAUGGAGAUCGAACGGGACAGGGACCAGCCGCGCCCUGUCUUUUGGGCCAAGGAACCCGCCAGGGACGACUUCAAGAGCCUUAAGGACAAGUGGACGUCGACGACGUGGCAGCCCGUCAUCGGCGCGGCGCACUUCGAUGGCGCCGACAGCCUGCCCAACGGCAUCUCGGCCAACAUCAAGCGCGGCGACACGCAGCUGGCCGUGUGGCGCAUCCGCGGUAGGUACUACGCGACGCAGCAGAUGUGCCCACACAAGCGCGCCUUCGUGCUGUCGGACGGGCUCGUCGGCGACGAGAAGUCCGCGCAGGACGGCGGCGGCGGCGGCGGCGCCGCACCCUGGGUCUCGUGCCCAAACCACAAGCGCAACUUCGACCUCGCCGGCGGCGGCUGCAAGAACGACAGCGAGCUGUCCAUUGCGACUUUCGAGGUCGAAGAGCGGGACGAUGGGCUCGUCUACCUGAAGCUGCCGCCUGUGGAGGAGCUCGACGCCGCGCUUGGGACGGCCAAGUGGAGGGUCAAGAAGGGAGAAGGUGAGGGUCAGUUUGCGGAGCUGGAUAAGAAGAUUCAGUUUGUGGGCACGAGGGCCAAGAAGCCCGGUGUCAAACCCCAUGUUGAGCUGCCUAUGAAGAGGCCUGUCGAGCUUAUGUCUGGUGGGUGUGGAGGUGCUGGGAUGGACUGGUAA